AUGGUAUUAUUCAAAUGGUCUAUAAGCCUUCUACUCUCAGCUCUAUGCCUGAUGAGUUUGAAUCAUGCAUCAUCGGCAUUCACAUCAAUCCCAUUUCUAAGCUCCUCUCCCAGUAAAUUCGCCCAGUCAAACACGAAUGUUUACGGCAUUGAAGAAUGGAGACAGGAAGCACGAACGCUGAACAAGCUAAUAGAAGAACACCACGACGACCACGACGACGACGACGAUGAUGAUGAUGAUUCGGACAAUGAAGUGGUCGGAUCACUCCCGAUUCAUUUGAUGGAUGUCAGCAAGGUUGCCCUUCAAGGAGAAAAAUUGUAUCUCCAAUUCACCCAAGAUGAAGAACUCCGCCUCUUUCAACAAGCCGUAGAUUGUCAUCAUGGAAUGUUUGGGCUGGGAUUUCUUACCACCACCUACUAUGAGGAGAGCUCAAGUGAAGUGGAAGUCUUGUACGAUACCAUUUCUUUGGUAGAGAUCCAAGACUUUCGAUUAAUGGGAGAUGAUUUUGGAAUUCUCUUGGUAGCCCAAGUGGUUGGUCGAGCAUUGAUCCUACAGACCAACGCGAACGACGAUUCAGGACCUGAAGGAGGCCUCUCGCCCAAGGAGCCACUCAAGGCGGUGUGCGAAGAAAUUGUCAACAGGGAGGAAAUCAAAUCAUUGGACGAGGCCAUCAAGAUGGCUAAAGCUGUGGUGUCACUCGUGGAAGACGUAAGUAAAGUGGAACGACAGCAGAGAUUACAGUCGGAGGAUGCAGACGACGUGGAUGAAGAAGAGUCGCGGCUGGAUCGCUUCCACGAAGCUGUGCAGAAUGCGCUCUUGGUGUCCCAAAAACAAGGUGGGGCUUUCCAAAACGGAGCUAGUGAGUGGGACAAGCUGGAUGCAAUCAGCUGGGCUGCAUUCUCCACGAAUGAAUGUUUGUCAAAUGACAAGACCUUUCGACUCGCGGCCCUUGACAACCACUGCAUGACCAAUCGGCUGCAGCUUGCCACGUAUUGGCUGUCCGAUGUGCUGCAGGAUAUAAAACAAGCUAGCUAA
Molecule: messenger RNA, 1035 nt
Organism: Cylindrotheca closterium
Lineage: Eukaryota; Bacillariophyta; Bacillariophyceae; Bacillariales; Bacillariaceae
Source: the annotation of a GenBank genome assembly